CCAGACUGAUGUAUGUACAGCUUAACACAGUUUUUCCACAGUGAAACGUGUAUUAUAAUGCUAUGUUUGCUUAAUAGUUCACUCCACUCAAAAAAAUGUUAGUAUAUCUCUUGUUUGUGAUGUGCAGGCUGUCUUUGAAGGGUGCUCAAGAAAUGCAGGGAGAAGGAGAGGAGGCUGACUUCCUGACUGCAGUGAGGGGUAACCCUAAUGCUCCUCUGCUACGAGAGAUGCUGAGGGCCAAGAAGGAUUUGCUAACUAAGAUGAAUCGCAUGUACAACUCUUUUCUUGGAGACACUCAGCAAUUGUAUAGUGACGAGGUGAGGAGGACUCCUUCUGUUGCAGAGUCUUUAACUACACCACGUCGCCUUUCCCUUCCAUCUCCUGUGUCCACAUCAGCUCAGUCUCUGCAGCAAGACUUUCGCCGGGCCAGCAUGGGAGCCUUUUUUACUACUUCUAGUACACCCAAUUCCCCUCCCCGCAUACGCACUUGUUUGCUGAAAGAUUACCUUUUGGUGCCAGGUGCUAAAUGGUCUCAUUUGAAGCAGGGAGAUGAAGUGGUGCUGACAGGGAGACUGGAAAGUGGCUGGUUCCGCUGCCUUGCCCACACAGAUGUGGGGGCCACAGAGGAGGGAAUGGACAUCUUUCCUGGCUAUAUCCACAUAUCUGAUGACAACUGCGAUAGUCUACCAGAUACACCAUCUCCACAACUAGAUAGUGCUGACACCCCCUCACCUAAUCCAGGGGCCUGUGAAGGAGUGACUGACAUGUUUAUUUCAGAUCCUGAAAAUACUGAUAAAGAUACUUGCAAUUUACCAUCAUGUGAUCAGGCCAGUGAGUCACGUGAUACAGACACUAGACAGUCACAUGAUCAAAGUGUAGUGCUCCAGGGGGAAAGUCCACGUUCAAUGCGUGUAGGGAGAAGUUAUUCAUACAUUGCUGCAACACAGACCAACCCCGAAAGCAGUCUUUUGGGUCUACAAAAUGCACGAAGAUCACUGGAUUAUGGUGUCAUUCAUAAGAGGAAAGAGGAAAGGCACGCUCAGGGGGGAGUGGAGAGACAAGACUCUGUUGGUGCACUUGAGGAUCUCUUGUCUCAACUGGCCAAGUCAAAUACUCGCAGUUUUAGAUUCCCUCUGGUUGGUGUUGUUCCACCCUCGGUGGUGAAGAAUGUACCAGAGAUGUCGGACCUAAUACUUGUGACACCACCUAUUUUCUCCCAGUCUCUCUCCCAGUCUGUUGGCGUGGUUGCUUCUUCUGACCAUUCUCCUGCACAUUCAUUCAGUAUGACUGAAUCUACAUACCAAUCAGCUCACCAGCAGGCAAUUUGCAGCAGUGCCAUGCCCCCACACUCCGUGCAACCUGAUACUCACACGCAGAGUCCGCUACAAACAAAAAUGCAAGAACCAUCCAACUCCGCACCUACCACCCCACUUCACACCGCAGUUCUGUCCCCUGUCCCCACACCCUCAUCCACAACUCCCGGUAACGUGGAAAUGUCACCUAACAAACUCCCGAUCUCACCAUUAAAAUCUCCUCGGGCUCGCCGCCAUGUGUAUGAGCCAGUGGCAGCAAUGUUGGACAACCCCUUCAUCAAGAAGUUUCUACCUGGGAAGAAACCAUCCAAGCAAAAGUCUUUGCCUGAUAAACUCUCUAUAUCGAAGACUCCUACUAUAGAAGAGGAGGCGCCAUACUCCCUAUCUCCCUCCCCUGCACCCCCUUCUCCUCCCCAUUCCCCUCUUCCUCCCCCUGCUAUGCUGGAGUUCAGUGAGCAGGCCAUGCAAGCAGACAUGAGAACAAGAAUGUCCAGUUUCAGUGGGCGUCCAAUCAAAUCCACUGGAAUCUGUCUUCAAUUUGGCGAGGAUGACUCUAGCUCCGACAGUGACCGUGACAGUAUUACCGAGUCAGAUGUACCUGAGAGACUUGCACUCUCCCAGAGUCUGUCGUCGACUGGGGGGUUUGCAGGAGGCUCAAUAGACUAUUCUCCAACUGAGAUAUCUGGCCUGCUCCUUCCUCCCUCAGUAUCUCCUGACAUAUUGGCCCCUGGGAAUCUCAGGAGGGCAGCCUCUGCACAUGGUUCUCUUUAUGUGAGGGUGGAGAAUGGUGAGCCAGCAAUCAUUUCUCCAGACUCCCGCAACAAGUCAUGCAGUACUCACUCUCUCACAUCUCCUAUAGUCCGGGGAUUAUAUAACUCCUUCAAUGAGAGCCCAGUUCCUGCCAAGAAGAGGAACUCAUCAAAGAAGAGACAAGGGUCAGAGCGUGAAGAGACAGAGCCAGAGUCACCAAAGUUCGGGGGAAUAUUCAGACAGCCUCCCACUGGGCAAAGGAGAUUUGUGUACCUAGAUCCUCGUCAGCCAAAGUAUGGAUUCCGACUAGAGGUAUGGGUAAUUUGCCGUUCCUUAAUCGUAAGUGAGGUAUCAAAGCAAGACAACAACAUCCAGGACAGCACUUUUAUCAAAUGAAAAAAGUGGGCCCUGCCUGCUGAGCUACCCUGGUAAGUAGCUCAGAUGGUAAACCAGUCUGCCUAGACUGCAGAGUGUCACGGAUUAUGGUUUUUACCUAGGGCAGCAAGUCUACAAAAUUGCAAAGCGAAAGCAAACCCCAAAUUACUCUGUGGGAGGUACGGUACCAGUCAAAAAAAAUGCACCGUAUUUCCAGCUUUUAGUGUGUAGCUACCCGUCCUACAGUGAUAAAAUGCACUUAUGUAGCAACACUACAGCAUACCUACGUACUACAGCAAGGAUUGUACGUAAUGUUACUACAGUGGUUAAACCAAACAGCGCCACAUGUGUACCGGUCGUAAAAGGCCAAAACUUCAUGCAAGCACUGAGUACAAUACAAUAGCAACACCUUUAAGUUUUGGAGUUGUAACACAACAACGGUGCAUUUUUUUGACUGGUACCGUAUGUGGGAAUUCGUAACUGAGCAUGUGUGUACGAUAAUGUUGUAAGACUGAUACAUAAAUAGUGCAGUACAGUGUGCGGUUACAUUGUUUCUGCUUUUUUCUCUGUGACCAGAGUUAUGGUCGUCCGUCAGAGCUUGGGCAGGAGAUCCAGGUCUUUGUCCAGAGUGUGAGUCCUGGCUCCCCAGCCUUCAUGAGUGGGCUAUUCCCAGGAGAUACAAUCCUGGAGGUCAAUGGGGUUAAUGUCCGCUCGGACCCUGUAGCUACUGUGGUGAAGAGAAUUCAAGACUGUCCUCGCACAAGUGACAAAAAAGUGCAGUUGACAGUGAUGUUUGUGGAUGGGGUAACAAGACUUGAAAGAAUGAAGAAAACUGAUCACUUGAGGUACCAGAUGAAGAUGAACCAGGCACAGUUGAGAGUGAUGAUAUCUGAGGAGUCUAGCCACUUGGCUACUACAAGCCUCCCUCCCAAACGAAGUAUAACACCAGCCACUGACCUUAAACCAUGGUGUAGUCAGACUCCAUCUGCAGGCCCAAUCCUCCACCUCUAUCCUUGUGAUAGUGUUCUGAAUGAGCAGGUGGCUCUAUCGAGUGUCCACCCAUCUCAAUUGGGGUCAGAUGUGCUAGUGAUCCCCCUUUGUGUUGAUGUCCGUAGAGACAGUAAUAACGUACUGACACAAAUGUUGAUGGAUGGAGGGUCAGAGCUACUAGAUGAGCUGUGCCUAGCAGUCUACUGCCCCCUGGGAGAGUGUAUUAUUACUAGAGGAUACCUCCUACCAACCCACUCUGUGUUCCACUGUGUAUUUGGUGACAUGGAAGAAAACUUACAGCAGUGCAUAGAGCACGCCUUGGACAAUGGCUGGACUAAUAAGACAGGCACCAUUACAUUUUGGCUAGAGGGAUUCACAGCUGUAAAUGGUAUGAAACUUUAUUACUAUUAAGUGAAUUCUGUGCAUUUUUGGCGAGCCCUGCUGCUGUCCUUAACUGUGGAUCAGCCAAACGUCGCACACUUAGACUAUGGAAAACCAUUUGUAGCAAGGCCAAUUAAUACAAAAUAUACAAGGAGACAAGACAGGGAUUACUAUGAUGCAGAUGGGGGCUGCUCACACACAGGUGUGGCUUGCUUUCAUAACAUAUAUUGUAUAUAAAUAAGACCAUAGAUAGCCACUAUGCAAUCAAGGAGCUGGCAGAGUGAGUUGCCCAUAUGCUGUGUUGUUAACCCUCGGUGCGCAUGCGCAGCGAGGGUUACUGUAGUUGUUGUGUGUGUCUGUUUGACAUCUCACUUCACGAGCCAUGAAUCACUCCACAAACAAUACCAUGUAUUCAGCGUCGGGUAUAGGUUGCAAAGUAUGUAGGGUUUUCUCUGAAACUUCUGUGUUGAAUAGUUACGGCAGUAAACACGAGUGAAAACCAAUGUGCUAAUUAGAACUGGCUUUCCUCGAGAGGGUUUGCUUUCUCUGUGUAUCUUGAAGGGACAAGAAGUCACAACGAAGGUUAUGUAUUGACUCAUGCAUGGUAUCUACUGCUGUAGCUAGCACGUGUCAGACUCUCCGCGAGCUACCAUUGGGAGACCACAAGUAAACGCAUACUAGCCGAGCCCAUCAAUCAGCGGUAUCGCACAUGCGCAGUUCGCCAAGCUUUCGUGCUUUUUAAUUUAGAGCUGAAAACACACAAUGAUUAUUACACUAGGUUGGAGUCACAAGGUUCUGUAUGUCAUAGUAAAACUAAUCGGCUUAGGCCAAAUGUCUGCAUGACAGUAAAGUCAAUGGCUUUGUGACAGUAGAGGACUUGUGUGGUAGAAAACGUGCAUGAGCAACUAAUGCCUAUGUGUAUGUAGCCCCUGUACAUGCACCAGUCGUCCCUGUCUUGUCCCCUUGCUUUUCAUGAUAUCACUAUUAAUUUUUUUUAUUUGUUAAAUGCAUGGUGUACAAUAAAAAGGAUAUAAAAAGGCGCAUAGACGUAGUAUUAGUAAACUACUACUUAACUCUUCAUAAGACACCAGUAUAUGAAGUUGAGAACCCAGCAUAAGUGAGUUGUAGCCAUUUACAAGCUUGUUAUUAUUUUUAUGAACUCUAUCAUAGCACAUCAGUGUGCAAUGUUUCUUUGUUAAACGACUAAGCACUAGCAAGGUUUGGGUACUAGCACCAUAUCAUUUGGUUGUUGUUUCCUAACUCGUGAUUAGGAGACCUCGUCAUGAUAGCUAGAUGACUAAGCAUUAUGGGAAUAUAAAUUGCCACUGAUCACACCUGGCCACUUCCUGACGGUAUUGGUAAACGGCUGUACUUCAGUGCCUGUGGGUUAACCAGUACAAAUCAGUUUCCAUGUAGGAUUGUAACUUUGCACACCAGUCUGUCCACACAGUGUCAUAGAGUGUGUUCGCCUAUGGCUGCAACAGGGAGGAAACCACUGCAAGUACACAAGAAUCGUUUUCUCGGCAGAGACUAGCACAGACUGCACUAAAACGCUUCUUGAACGAUACUUUCCACUGGCACACUACUACUUUAGUUCACAGACACCAGAAAGUGUAAGGAGAGCACCACGACACAAGGAAGAUGAUGCCCCCACAUCUAGAGAGGAUUCUAGAGCAAGCAGUGAAGAUCCCCAAGAGACCAAAUCCUCUGUCCCGGAAGCCAACUAUGACGACACGCUCCUUACCAGAGAGCACGCCUCUUCCUCUUCACCAUCCCACACGUACACUCAAUGCGCAGAGAAUGGAAUCAGAUGUCUGACAGCUGGCCUUAAACUGACUUUUAUAAAAUGCACAAACAGUCAUAUUAUACAGCCCUAGCCCUAGCUCAAUGCAUAUCUAAUAACGUCAAUUAGCUGUACCUUUUUUGAAAUACAUUCUGCAUUUGCAUGGAUAC
Molecule: messenger RNA, 5762 nt
Organism: Geodia barretti
Lineage: Eukaryota; Metazoa; Porifera; Demospongiae; Tetractinellida; Geodiidae
Source: the annotation of a GenBank genome assembly